GUUGAUCAACUCCAAAAUGUUAUCUCAGUGUCUGUGCCAAGUUUACAAAUGUUUAUUUCUGCACAACUUAAAACUGAAGUCAAUAAAUGUGGCUACUUUGGCCAGACAGAUCCAUUCUUCAGCGAAAAAGUGUUCUGACUGUGAGUUAAAGGAACAAACUGCCCAGAAAUGUGAGACUGAAGAGUUGACUCAAAGUACAGAAAACAAUAAUUUUGGAAGAUUGCACAUACCAGUGAUGCUGGAGGAGGUUAUUAACUGUUUAUCCCCCCAGCCAGGCCAGUGUUUCCUUGAUAUGACGUUUGGAGCCGGAGGUCAUACUACAGCUCUGCUAGAGAAAGCCAGCGACGUUACUGUAUGUGCACUGGACAGGGACCCCACAGCUUAUAAAAUAGCUCAGCAGCUUUCAGAAUCGUACCC
Molecule: messenger RNA, 417 nt
Organism: Eurypyga helias (sunbittern)
Lineage: Eukaryota; Metazoa; Chordata; Aves; Eurypygiformes; Eurypygidae
Product: putative methyltransferase-like protein 15P1
Exons: 2
Biological process (GO): rRNA base methylation
Molecular function (GO): rRNA (cytosine-N4-)-methyltransferase activity
Source: RefSeq, a predicted model, not a curated record